UGGGGAUUAUUCUGAGCUGUUGGGCGUUUAGCGUUAUUUUUGCAGCUGCGGUUUUCAUAUUCAUUGGGGACGAACAAAGAACAACAACAACAACAACAACACACCUCUCUUCUGCACAUAAUCAAUCCCGCCUUUUCUCGCGUUUAAUCCACUUCUCACCUUCUUCUUCCUCCAUAAAUCUCUUUCAAACUCUUUCCGCGCUCCUUUAUUUCCAUUCUUUCAGGUUCUUGUCAUUGAUCAUGAACUAUGAAGCCUCCGACAGUAGCGGUACUGAUGAUGAUCUUCCACCAUCACGUCAUAACAGAGUUUCUAGAGGGGGUCGUGUUUCUGGAAAGGGAAUGCCUGCUUUGAGUUCUUUCCCAUACUCUAGAGUGCAUGACAUGGAGGCCCAGAUUCAUCAUCUUGAACAAGAAGCUUACUGCUCAGUAUUGCGUGCAUUUAAAGCCCAAGCAGAUGCCAUUACCUGGGACAAGGAAAGCUUGAUAACAGAGCUUAGGAAAGAAUUGAGAGUAUCAGAUGAUGAACACAGAGAGUUGCUUGCCAGGGUUAAUUCUGAUGAUAUCAUCCGUGAGAUUAGGGAGUGGAGACAGGCAGGUGGGCACCUAAAUGCAAGACGCAGUUCGGCCCAGCCAAUUCAUGAUGUUGUACCCAGUCCAACUGUUUCAGCAUCGCGUAAGAAGCAGAAAACAAGUCAACUGAAUGCGCCACUGCCUAGUUUUUCAUCUAUGAAACCGAUGCAGUACUCUUCUUCCGUUCCUGCUGGAAGCAGACAGUUAAAUAAUCAUGGUUCUUCUGGUACCCUUCUGGCAAAUGAAUCUGCUGAAGCUCCACCAUAUGACACUUUAAUUGGAAGGAAAGUGUGGACCAGGUGGCCUGAGGACAACAGCUUCUAUGAGGCUGUUAUAAAAGAUUAUGAUCCUGUUAAGGGCCAGCAUGCUUUGGUUUAUGAUAUAAAUACAGCACGAGAGACGUGGGAAUGGGUUGAUAUUAAAGAGAUCCCGCCUGAGGAUAUUCGAUGGGAUAACGAGGAUCCAGGAAUGACUCACCGAGGAGGGCAUGGAGGGCAAAGCCGUGUCUAUAGAAGAUCACAAAGCUUGGGUGGUGGUGGUGGUAGAGGGAGAGGGCACUCAAAGAGCCAGUCCAGAAAGGAAGUUUCUCCAUCACAGAAUGGUGUUGGAAAAAAAGUGCUGGAUGAUAUAGAAUUACUUAAUACAGAGGCAUUGGUACAGGAGGUAGAGAAAGUUUUCAAUACAAGUAAUCCUGACCCUGCGGAGCUCGAAAAGGCAAAGAAAAUGCUUAAAGAUCACGAGCAGGCACUUGUGGACGCAAUUUCUAGACUAACUUAUGCAUCUGAUGGUGAAAGUGCAGAAGGGGCGCAGCCGAAUGUGAAUGACCAAUUAGUUGACAAAAACAACAAUACUUGAGCUACCAAGUGCCAGUGCAAGUGCAAGUGCCAGUGCCAGUGCCAAAUCUGAAUAUGGAAAUGUCUACCAUUAUCAAGUUGUAUCAAAAAUUAUUCUAUGGUAGUGGAUUAAAUUCUUUUGUUUUUUCUUCUUUUAUGGUUCUCUUCCAGAGAGGGGGAGGGAUUGCCUUUUCUUAUAAAUAUCUGUGGCACUAGAAGGGAUAGUAAACAACGUUGUGAAAAUUUAGCAAUCUGUAGCUUAUAAUUGGCAUUAUGGCUUAACUUCAUCUCCA
Molecule: messenger RNA, 1695 nt
Organism: Cucumis melo (muskmelon)
Lineage: Eukaryota; Viridiplantae; Streptophyta; Magnoliopsida; Cucurbitales; Cucurbitaceae
Product: protein EMSY-LIKE 1-like
Exons: 11
Coding region: 240-1424 (394 amino acids)
Biological process (GO): defense response to fungus
Cellular component (GO): nucleus
Source: RefSeq, a predicted model, not a curated record